AUGGAAGACGACGAGCUCCAAUCGAUUCGCGCAGCACGUAUGGCCCAGCUACGUCAACAGCAAGGCGGUAGCGGCUCCCCCUCUGGCUCUGGCGGUCCCUCCUCCUCUUUCCUCUCCUCAUUAGGAGCAACAGGAGGCGCUCGACGUGCAGGUGGUGGUGGAGGAGGAGACGAUGAGGAGGAUGAGCAGAGGGGACAAGAGCAGGCGAGAAUGGAGGAGCAGAAGAGGACUAUGCUGAUGACAAUUCUCGACAAUGAGGCGAGGGAGAGGUUAUCCCGCAUCUCCCUCGUGAAACCUCAAAAGGCUCAAGGGAUCACAAAUCUCAUCAUUCAAAUGGCUCAGCAAGGUCAAAUUCGGCAAAAGGUGAACGAGGCACAGCUGAUAGGUCUGCUGGAACAGGUGGAGAGGGCGCAGGGAGAGGGAGGACAGGGUGGUGGUGCAGGGAAGAUCACGUACAAUCGCAAGAAGAUGUCCCUGGAUGACGACGAUGAUGACUUCGACCUGUAA
Molecule: messenger RNA, 507 nt
Organism: Microstroma glucosiphilum
Lineage: Eukaryota; Fungi; Basidiomycota; Exobasidiomycetes; Microstromatales; Microstromataceae
Exons: 3
Coding region: 1-507 (168 amino acids)
Cellular component (GO): nucleus; cytosol
Molecular function (GO): DNA binding
Source: RefSeq, a predicted model, not a curated record